AUGACAGACUGAGUGACGCAUGCGCAGGACAUGGGUCGGUGCAAAUUGGGCAGUGACAGUGCGGAGUCAUGAAAGUGUUUGUAAACAACUCACUCAGUAGGUGCUGCAAACUGGAGUCAGAUCAAGCCCUUGGCAUACACCUGAGUGCCACCACAUCCUUCCUUAUUCUGCAGUAUAUUACAUGUUUUGUUGUUUUUAGAUCCACAGGAUGACAUAACUAUAGUAGCAAGUAACAACCUAAUGGAAAACAUUGAUAUUUUCUAAAUUUUCAGCAAAUUAUAAUUAUUACAUUAAGAUGCCUUGGCCAUUUUCUGAGUCCAUCAAAAAGCGGGCUUGCAGGUACCUUCUCCACCGGUACCUGGGGAAUUUUCUGCAGGAGAAACUAAGUCUAGAUCAACUAAGCUUAGAUCUUUAUCAGGGCACUGGGACACUUGCACAAGUGCCAUUAGAUACUUGGUCAUUGAAUGAACUCCUGGAAACCGCAGAUGCUCCCUUUGAGGUAAUUACGGGCUUCAUUCAGACCAUCUCUCUAACUGUCCCUUGGGCUGCCCUUCUUCAGGAAAACUGUGCACUUGAAGUGAAAGGUUUAGAGUUGGUUUUCAGACCCCGACCUAGAGUUGCAUCUGGUGUAGAGCCUAUGAAUUGGUCCAGUUUUAUGACAAGUAGCAUGCAACUCGCCAAAGAAUGUUUGAGUCAGAAACUCACAGAUGACAUUGGGGAGAGUUUCCAACCAUUUGAAGGUCUUGAAAAGUUUGCUGAAACAAUAGAGACAGUUCUCAGAAGAGUAAAAAUGACGUUUUUAGAUACUGUUCUUAGACUAGAACACAUUCCAGAAAAUUCAAAGACUGGAAUUGCACUUGAAUUAAGGAUCAACAAGAUUGUUUACUUUGAUGAAAGUGAUGAUGAGAGUUCAAGUGUCAACGUGCAUCAACCAACUACAUUUGCACAUAAAAAGCUGCAGAUGGAGGGGCUCUCAAUAUUUUGGGAUGAAUUCUCUGAUUUGUCCCGGGGUGGUUGUAAAUCUUCACCUACUCCUGCAGAAACUGAGCCAAAGUUAUCCCCAAGCUGGAAUCCUAGAAUAAUAUGUGAGCCUCACCCGCAGUUUACAGAGCCCAUAUCCCCCGCAACAUAUUUUGAGCCAGUCCAAGUCGGCAGGCUUGGGGGUAAACUUGAGCUGUCUCUCACUCUGAAAAAUAACCCUGCUAUGCCUGGAGCUAAGUUGCAUGUAGUUGGAGAUAUCAGCACACUUAUUUUACUUUUGUCACCGCGACAAGUGCAUCUUCUUCUUGACAUGUUUGGAACUUUUUCUGGUCGAGUUUCUCAAGAAUGGGCUAAGGACCGAAAGAACCGACCCAUUCAACAAGAAGAUGAAUACCGACUUCAUAUGGAACUUAAUCGCUGUCUAAAGAAAGACACCAUUGCACCUGGAACAGAUCAUGAACUAUUUGAGAGCCAGACUGCCAAAACUGUUUCCAGUCGAGACGACGUGUUCUUCUCCAUGGCUGACAUGGACAUGUCUCACAGUUUAUCCUCCCUUCCUCCUCUGGGUGAACCACCUACUGUUGACUUGGACUUGUCUCUCAAUAGCAACUACUCUGCUUCUUCUAGAGAAUCCCCUUCUGGCAAUGCAACAGUUUCCUGGGAUGAUUAUAUGGAUGUACCACGACAAAAAGAGAAGGCAACCAGUGAAACUCCAGUCCAAUCAAGGGACUCUCACAUUUCUCAGAAAUUACACAGACAAACCUCUCAUCCUUCUAAAGCCUGUGGAGAUGAAUCCAGGCCUGAGCUGGUGCUAAAGCUAACCCUGAGCAGUCUGGCAGUCGCAGUCCUCCACAUAGACCCACUGCCAUCACCAGAUGCAGCUCCUUGUCCCCUUGGUCCAAUAGCGGUGCACUUUUUUAGUACAGUUGGACAAGACCAGCCUGGCCAUGUAUCUUUCUUUCAGACCAGAACUGUGUUUAAUAAUGCUUGUCCACAUGACCACCUCAGGUUGGUUGGUCAUGGUUUGAAGAUAAGUUAUGAACAUUAUCAAGGAUCUAAUUUGCACACAUAUACCACCGACGUUUCCCUGAAUCAAAUGGAGCUAUUGGAGUGUCUUUUCCCUUGUGAGGCUGGCCAUAGUGGUUUACAAAGAGGCAUUCAGUAUACGGAGCUCCUGACAUUUGACACCACAGCUGAUGCUGAGGCACAGCUCAGCACCUGUCUCCACCUGCUCUAUAAACUGGCUGAGCGCAGAGGCCCACAGGGAGGCCAAGUGCGUCUUAGUAGCAUCCCUAGAAAAGCUGACAUCCAGGUUGAGCUAGGCCGUGCAUAUUCUGAACUGGACAUAAGCAUUGUGGAUCGUCUGAACUCCUUACUGCAGCCUCAGAAACUGACCACCACAGAAGUGAUGGCUUCACACAUGUACACGUCAUAUAAUAAGCAUGUUAGCUUGCACAAAGCCUUUACAGAAGUUUUCCUUGACGAGAGUCAGACACCUGCAAACUGCCAUGUGUCACUGACUGUCACUGCCCCAGUCCUAGGCCUUGCAGUGCGCUUUCCCAUUCCUGAUUUGCGCUCGGAUCAAGAGCGGGGGCCUUGGUUUAAGAAGUCUUUGCAAAAAGAAAUACUUCACCUGGAGAUGGAGGACUUUGAAAUGAAAACUGAGUUUAAGGGAGGCAGCUCUCCAGACCAAACAAAAAUGGAGCUUACCUUCAGGGAGCUUAUAGGCAAAUUUCAGGAAGAGCAGGAACAUCCAGCUACACAUUUUCUGAGGGUGUCAAACACUAUGGAUGGUGACCUGACCACAUCAACAAGUGUUAAAUUUGAUUGGCCCAGAAUUGUUCUGAAGAUGAACCCUACAGCAGUGCACUCUAUUCUUGAAAGAGUCACAGUUGAGGAUGAUGAAGGAGCUGAAGAUCAUUCUCUUGAAGAGGAGGAGGAGGAAGGAGCCGCUCAUUCCCUGAAAGAUGUCUGUGACUUUGGGAAACCAGAACCAUCCCCUUUUUCUUCCCGUAGAGUUAUGUAUGAGAAUGAAGAGAUGGUUAUACCGGGUGAUGUGGCUGAGAUGACAGACUUUCAAGAAAAAACCAUGAACAACUCCCGGUUCAUUCUUGAACUAAGCUUUCCCAAUGUUCAGUUAGCUCUCCCCAGUAAAGCAUUUUAUGAAAAACUACACAACAGAAUUAACAAUGAUCUGCUGUUGUGGGAGCCCACAGCCCCUUCUCCAGUAGAAACAGUGGAGUCUAUGCCUUAUGGAGUUGGACUCUCUGUUGCCAGUCAACUGAUCAACACCUACUCAAAAGACAGCUUUAGCCAGUUCCGCACCACAGGCAUAGAAGAUGAGUCCAGUGCUUCAGAUGAAGACAACAUGCAUUAUUACUCCCCCGACUCAGAUUUUGGUCUCAGGUCUCGUAAAAAGAAAAAAAACAAAGUGCCAAGUAAGACUUCUCAGAGCUUGUUCUCUGUCAUCCUGACUGUGAACCAUGGCUUGGUGGCUCUUCACACUGAUGCCAAGAAAGACAAGACUGUGUUGAAGAACAAGCAUGGAGAAUUCUGGCUGGAGAUAAAAAAUGCUGUGCUUUUUAGUGUUACACAGUACGAGGGCUUUAAAGACCAUCACUACAUGUGCUUUCACACAAGUAACAUUUGCAUGUAUCACCAAGGACUCGUAGAUGGAGGCACAACUGGUUCAGACCUUAAACUGCCUUGCAAAAUACAUCCCCACUGGUUAGAACCAGCUAUUUACCAAUCUGAGACAUCUCCUGAAAGAACCCCCACACCCUCAGAGGGCAUUGGGCUGGAGGCUCGUAGCAUGGUCUCUGUUGCUGUGAAAGUGUCCUCCCAAAAUGUAGAGCGUAAUGUUAAGGAGUUUCUUGUUGCUGUUGGUGUAAGGGGUGCCACACUGCAGCAUAGGGUAGUUGCCUCUGGUUUAGGCUGGUAUGACCAGAUAGUGGACUUUCUCAACAUUUCGGAUGAGCCUGUGUUGGGAUACGCACCUCCUGCUUCUGCUACCACUUUGCAUCUGCACUUAUGGAGCUGUUCUCUUGACUACAGGCCGCUUUACUUGCCUUUGAGAUCUCUGGUUUUUGUGGAAACCUUCAGCAUAUCCAGCAGUGUGUCACUAGACCAUUCCUCAUCUACACUCAGGAUUUUAUUGGAUGAAACCGCAUUGUUUCUCUCAGAUAAAAAUAAUGCAGUCUCUGUCAAUCUUGCGCGUGAUUAUGUACAAGUAGUGGACAUGGGAACAUUAGAGUUGAGAAUCACAGCUGUAAAACCAGGAGUGGAUGGAAAAUUGUCUGAGCCCAAAUUUGAGCUCCGCUGUUCCAGUGACAUCAUCCACAUCCGAACAUGUUCAGACUCCUGUGCUGCUCUCAUGAAUCUCAUUCAAUACGUGGCAAGUUAUGGAGACCUGGUCCCUCCAUCAGAACAUGAGAGCAAACAAAGCUCAAAACAAAGCACUGCUCAAAAGACAAAGGCUGAGUUCCCCACACAAAGCACAGUUCCAAUGCCUUUGCUUGCUGACAAUGAACAACAAAUACUCCAAGAUCUAAUGAGUGAAGCAAUGGAAGAAAUGGAUAACCAACAGACACAAGCUGUCCAACAGAACGGCACACAUGAGGAGAAGAACUGUCAGCACGAAGCUCCCCAGUCCGACUUAUUCCUAUUCCCAGAUGAGAGUGGAUGUUCCAAUCAGGAUUCAAGUCCCACCUAUCCCAUGCUGCAUUCACCUCUUAUUACCCCUGUACCGAACCUGGCCCAGGAGACUGAUGACUUUUGCAUCCUGGACACCCCUGGUUCCAGAGCAGAGGACCGUGAUCAGGAGCCAAUAGUGAAGCAGCUUUCCUCAGAUCCUGUGGAAAUCAAGGAACAUCACUUUAGUCAGCCACUGGAGAGUAGUGCAAGUCGAGGAAGUUUAAAUUUUCCCAUACCAGAGGUGCGCUACCUAAUCCGAGAGAUUUCUGUUGUGUGGCAUCUGUAUGGUGGGAAAGACUUUGGAAAUCCUGCUUUCCCAGCAUCACCUGUAAGAAGUCGUGGUGCAACACCCCAUUGUUCCCCAUCCCAAACUCCUGUACGGCAGCCCAGGGGUCCGGGAAAAACAGGAGGUGGUAAAGGGAGGAAUCCAGAUGUUCUGAUGGAGAUCCAGCUCAGCAAAGUCAAAUUUCAGCAUGAGGUGUACCCACACUCCCAAGGGACUCCAGGCACAGCAUCAGACCAGCCAGUGUCUCGACAAGUGUUCGCUGUUCAGGACUUGGAAAUCCGAGACCGAUUGGCCACCUCACAAAUGAACAAGUUUCUAUAUUUGUAUUCGAGCAAAGAGAUGCCCAGGAAAGCUCAUUCUAAUAUGUUGACUGUUAAGGCUCUCCACAUGUGUCCAGAGUCAGGCCAAGCCCCACAAGAGUGCUGCCUGCGUGUUUCUUUAAUGCCGCUACGCCUCAAUAUUGAUCAAGAUGCACUGUUCUUCCUGAAAGACUUCUUCUCUAGUCUUACUGCAGAAGUUGAGUUUUUCUCUCCACUUGCCCAAGAAGCUCCUAGUGUAUCUACAAAAGUGUCUGCUCCAGAGAUCUCCUGCUCUUUCUCAAAGCAUAGCAGCCAGGACCCUGCACCAAUCAUCUCAGUCCCUGCUCAAAGACGUUUGAGCCACAACGGUUUCUCCAUUGAUGAGGCCAGUGAGAAUGAGGGAUCUACACUUAACUUUACUGACCAGCCAAUCUUCUUCAGAGAGUUUCGAUUUACCUCAGAAGUUCCCAUUCGUCUGGAUUACCAUGGGAAGCAUGUUGCAAUGGAGCAGGGAACAUUUGCAGGAAUCAUUAUUGGACUCACACAGCUGAAUUGCUCUGAAUUAAAACUGAGGCGGCUUUGCUACAGACAAGGGUUAUUGGGUGUGGAUAAGCUUUUUUCUUAUGCAAUGAAUGAGUGGUUGAAUGACAUAAAGAAGAACCAGCUCCCGGGCCUACUGGGUGGUGUAGGGCCGAUACACUCUUUGGUACAAUUAGUGCAGGGAUUCAGGGAUUUGGUGUGGCUUCCUAUUGAACAGUACAGGAAGGAUGGGCGAAUUGUUCGUGGGUUCCAGCGAGGAACUGCUUCCUUUGGGACGUCCACUGCUAUGGCUGCCCUGGAGCUCACCAAUAGGAUGGUACGAACAAUUCAGGCGGCAGCAGAGACAGCUUAUGACCUUGUGUCUCCAGUACCUGAUGAAAGAGACACAAAGAAAAUCAAACGAUUUUCCCAUUAUGGACUGGCCCAUCAGCCAGUGGAUCUGAGAGAAGGAGUAGCUAAAGCCUAUACUGUAGUAAAGGAGGGCAUCACAGACACAGCUCUGACCAUCUUCGACACUGCUACUCGAGAGCAUGAGCAGCGUGGCAUGACUGGGGCAGUAGGCGGGGUUCUGAGACAGCUGCCUCCAGCUGUGGUCAAGCCUCUUAUCAUGGCUACUGAAGCCACUUCUAAUGUCCUGGAUGGGAUGAGAAACCAAAUUCACCCAGAUGCCCGCCAAGAGGAAUCACAGAAGUGGAGACAGGGUGAAGAAUAAAUCAAUUUGCCAUUUUAGCUAUAGAAACUGGUCAAGUAGGCGCAAUCAACAGAUAGAUUUGUUUUACAUUAAAAUUACAUCUACAGUGGUGUACAUAAGAUAUAGUUCAUCUUGUCGCACUUUUGUAUAUUGUAAUAUACUGUAAUGCUUGUAUCCGCUUAAUUGUCCCAUCACAGUGCCUUCAUGUUAUCUGAAUUAUUCAACUGUAAAUGAAUGAUCCUAAACUGCUUCAAACUGGAAUAGUCUUUUUUUGUAGCCUAUUGUUAUUUAAAUGUGCCGACAGAAGCCACUUUGUUGUUUUGCCUCUCUUUUGAACAACUGUGUUUUUGUUUUCUAUUGGGUUACCUGUAAUUCUUGUGUUGUGAUUACUUCAAUAGUGAAUUGUAUGUCAUAAUGUGUAAACUAAGUCCUCAAUAAGUAUUUAAAAGGAUGUGUACUAUUUCAACCGUUUUCUAGUGAAACAAUGAGAAUAUUCCUGCAACAUUUCCAACCGUUACUUUAGGUUCUACUAGUUAAAUGUCAUCGAUGCUGCUAUUUAUUUUAUUUUUUUAAUUUAUGGGUAUAAUUCUAAUUGUCUUUGUUUUAAGUCUUAAAUGGUAGACCAUUGUGGUAUGAAAUGUCAUCUUUUUUGCUUUUUAUUUUAUGUAUAAGGACUAUUACUGUAUGUACAUUAACUUAUGACUUUGUAUUGAAGGCAUGAAAGGGAAAUAAAAUACAUUUGCGG
Molecule: messenger RNA, 7235 nt
Organism: Periophthalmus magnuspinnatus
Lineage: Eukaryota; Metazoa; Chordata; Actinopteri; Gobiiformes; Gobiidae
Gene: atg2b
Product: autophagy related 2B
Exons: 43
Coding region: 296-6511 (2071 amino acids)
Biological process (GO): piecemeal microautophagy of the nucleus; reticulophagy; autophagy of mitochondrion
Cellular component (GO): phagophore assembly site; extrinsic component of membrane
Molecular function (GO): phosphatidylinositol-3-phosphate binding
Source: RefSeq, a predicted model, not a curated record